Pararge aegeria (speckled wood butterfly) is the source of this 3049-nucleotide messenger RNA. It is a transcript of the gene fbl, whose product is annotated as pantothenate kinase 3. The record is from RefSeq and is a predicted model, not a curated record. The coding region runs from base 275 to 1669 and encodes 464 amino acids. The transcript is spliced from 11 exons. Gene Ontology annotation, cellular component: cytosol; nucleus. Lineage: Eukaryota; Metazoa; Arthropoda; Insecta; Lepidoptera; Nymphalidae. Gene Ontology annotation, biological process: coenzyme A biosynthetic process. Gene Ontology annotation, molecular function: pantothenate kinase activity; ATP binding.
UGCGGACGUGUCGCGUUCGCUUUCUAAAUGUUUCUCAUCGAUUUGCGCAUACUAAUCGAACUGUCGGCGUUUAUAAUCUAUUAUAAUUUAUUCCUGUACAAAGUUUUCGAUUAUAUUGUAGUCAAUAUAUUGGACAUUGGUCAGCUGAUGAUAUCCGACGUUGACGAUGAAUAGUGUUGUGAUUAUGAUUUAGUUUCGUCAAAUCUAUUUAUUCAAUCUGUGAUAUUAGUUUUUAAAUAUUUAUUUUUACAUAUUCAAAGUGUUGAAAAGUGAGAUGACGGAAAAAAGUGGAGUUAUCACUAUACAUCAUAUGCGCCUACACCGCUGUGAGGGCUGCCUCGCGGCCUGUCGGCCCGAGCGCGGCGCUAGAAGUCUCGUCAGCAGCCAACUGAAGAAAGCGAGACGGUCUCCGUACGCAGCACCGCCUUCGAACAAGGAGACAAUCAAAAUGGCAGAAACAAAGUCUUCACCUCCAGACAAUAACGCACCACCGAUGCCGUGGUUCGGAAUGGACAUUGGCGGGACACUCACCAAGCUGGUGUACUUCGAGCCGCGUGAAACCAACCGCAGGGAGCUUGACAAGGAGACAGAGAUUCUGAAGAACAUAAGGCGCUAUCUGACGAGGAAUUCCGCGUACGGCAAGACGGGAAGGCGGGACGUACAUUUACAGAUGGAAAACGUAACAAUACGAGGCAGACGGGGCACCCUCCACUUCAUACGGUUCCCCACCAGCGAGGUUGGGGCGUUCCUCCAGCUGGCCAGGUCCAAGGGUAUGGCGACCCUCGUCAACACCAUAUACGCUACCGGCGGCGGCGCGUACAAGUUUGAAGUCGACUUCAUUAAGGAAGUGAACAUGAACCUGUCGAAACUGGACGAGCUAGACGCUUUAAUAGCCGGCGUCCUGUUCGUGGACUCCAUGAACCCCCAGGAGUGCUAUUACUGGGAGCCGCCAGAGUCCAUAACCAAUGAGGAUACGCCGCCGUACCUGGAAGCCUCUCUGAGCCAGUACGUCAGGAAACCUUUUGACUUCUCAAACCCUUACCCGUUUCUGCUGGUGAACAUCGGCAGCGGGGUAUCCAUGCUAGUUGUAAACGCCCCUAAUGACUACUACAGAGUUAGCGGUACGAGUCUCGGCGGUGGUACAUUCCUAGGGCUGUGCUGUCUAUUGGCCGGUUGCAGCAGUUUCGAAGAGGCUAUCGCGUUAGCGGCGGCGGGGGACAACACUACCGUCGACAAACUAGUGCGGGACAUAUAUGGGGGGGACUACGAGCGGUUCGGCUUGAGGGGGGAUUUAGUCGCCAGCAGUUUCGGACACAUGUGUUCAGCGGAGAGGCGCGCCAAGGUCUCCCGGGAGGACUUGGCGCGGGCAACUUUGGUGACUAUAACUAAUAAUAUCGGCUCCAUCGCCCGGCUUUGCGCGUCCAACGAGCGGCUCGAGAGGGUGGUGUUCUGCGGGAACUUCCUCCGAGUGAACCCACUGUCCAUGAAGCUGCUGUCUUACGCGAUGUCGUACUGGUCCAGAGGUGCACUGAAGGCGCUGUUCUUGGAGCACGAGGGCUACUUCGGCGCGGUAGGCUGUCUCCUCCACUACGACAGCAAAAACCACAAGCGGGAGAAGACGAAGUCUGAACCCGUCACGCCGCCCGAGCCAGGCGCGGCGGAUAGAUGAGCGUUGCACUCAUGUUCCUACGACUGUUACGUUGAAACACAUACGCGUCACGCCACCCCAUGCCUUGGUACUCACAGAGCUAAAGCAUGUUGUUUAUGGUGAUUAGUGCCUACGCUCGCAAUCGCACAGUAAAUUGAACUAUAUCUACAUUAUAAUAAAGCUUAAAUUCAAUUACAUUUCCCAUAUAUGAAUACGACUACGAGUAUCCAAAAACUAACGUUAUUGUUGAAUCACUCUGUUUAGUUCGACUACACAACCCACAGUCCACGCAUGCGAAACUCUAGGAGUUUCCGAAACUGACGUCAAAGUAAAAUUGAGCUUAUAAACAUUGCAAUAAAGAUCUAAUAUACUACCCGUAUAUAAAAAAAAUCUGGGAGUAUAGCAUGUUGCUUAUGGUGAUUUGUGCCUACGCUCGCAAUCGCAGUGUAAAAUGAACUAUAUUCACAUUGUAAUAAAACUUCAAUUCAACUAUACUUCCCAUAUAUGUAAAACUCUAGGAGUAUCCACAAACUAACGGCAGUGUAAAAUAAACUCUAGUUACUUACUUUAAAGCUCAAGUUCAACUACACAUGCCAAAUAUGAAAAACUCUAGGAGUAUGCAGACACUAUCGUCAUUAUAAUAAAACUUAUUUCCAUUGCAAUAAAGCUCAAGUCCAACCACACUUCAGGAGCUGGUAGUGAUUUGUUAACGCGCACGGUGGCGUGAGGUGUUGCAGAUGUGUUUACAGCAUUAUUCUUGUAAUUUUUAUACAAGAAUUGCCUUAUAGUAUUUGCUGCAGAACGCUUUCGAGAAUUCAUAAACAAUAGACAUAAAUCAAUAACGCAACCGUAUUUGAUGGCUAAUUUAACUAUUCAUUCCUUUUGCGCUGGUAAAUAUUAUGAAGAAGUUGUAAAUUUUUAAAACAGGAAUGUUAAAUUUGAAAUCGAGAAUAUUAAAUGUUAAAUCAGCAAAGAUUUGAUUGAAAUCAUUAAUGUUAAAUUUGAAAUCACGAAUGUUCAAUGUUAAAUCAGCUAAGAUUUGCUUGAAAUCAUGAAUGUUAAAUUUGAAAUCAUGAAUGUUAAAUUUGAAAUCAUGAAUGUUAAAUUUGAAAUCGAGAAUGUUAAAUUGGAAAUCGAUGAUGUUAAUUUGAAAUUGACAAAAUUUUUAAAUCGAAAGCGUUAAAAGGGACUUUUUGUGUAAAAAUAGAAUGUUAACAAGACCAGUUUGCAUUGAUGCUUCUUUUUGUAUAUUUAGUUUAUUGCGACCUUUAUGUGACUUUUAAUUAAUGACGUCACCUAAAUUUACUUGGCGUUGGUCUUGACAGACUUCAGAGUCUCACUUAGGUAAGAUUUUUGCUAUCGUCACUUGUGUUAAAAGUUAAACCUUGACAACAAUCUCAU